CUUAAGAAAGGAGCAGAUGCAGCCCAUGGUGAUGAUACCUCCAGUCUCAAGGAGCUUGUCGCCACCUGGGUCAACCAAGAGUUUCACCUGUCUCCUCUGAUCAAGCCAAAUGACAAGUAUCUGCAUGGUUUUAUGAGUGAUAUAUGUGGAAAGCUACUUUGCCCUGCUGAGUGGGACUGGGAUAAAAGCAGAACAUUGGAAUACAUCAUUUCUGAAAAUUCUUGGCCAUUAUUUGUAUAUGAGAACUAUCAAUAUAAUGCAAACAAUCUUGAGGAAGGUUUUCUGAAGUUGAAACUUCUAGUUCUUGCUUUCAAAGCCAUCUUCACAUCACCUUCUUCUGCUAGGGAA
Messenger RNA from Suillus subaureus, 348 nucleotides. RefSeq lists its product as uncharacterized. NCBI's taxonomy places the organism in Eukaryota, Fungi, Basidiomycota, Agaricomycetes, Boletales, Suillaceae. The annotation marks the transcript as partial. The record is from RefSeq and is a predicted model, not a curated record. The transcript is spliced from 3 exons.